This is a messenger RNA of Coprinopsis cinerea okayama7#130, 981 nucleotides long. RefSeq lists its product as hypothetical. The record is from RefSeq and is a predicted model, not a curated record. Lineage: Eukaryota; Fungi; Basidiomycota; Agaricomycetes; Agaricales; Psathyrellaceae. Gene Ontology annotation, molecular function: hydrolase activity. Bases 1 to 981 code for a protein of 326 amino acids. The transcript is spliced from 7 exons.
AUGGACAGCUCCCACUACAAACGACUCACCGUCUCUCGCGGGUUCACUUACAACUACUACGUCUCUCCCGCCUCAGAUGGCAAGCCAACACUCCUCUUCCUUCAUGGAUUUCCCAGUACAGCGCAAGAUUGGCGUCGCCAGGUCGCGCACUUCAAGCCUAAGGGCUAUGGUUUGAUCGUCCCUGAUAUGCUUGGGUACGGUGAUACGGAUAAACCACUGGAGGCGAGCGAUUAUGUUGGCAGCCGGUUGGCGCAAGAUGUGUUGGAUAUUGUGGAGAAUGAGGGUGUGGAGAGGGUGGUCGUUGUUGCCCAUGACUGGGGCGCGGUACCCGCAAGUCGACUCGCCAAUCUUUACCAGGAUCGCUUUGAGGGAUUCGCGUUCUUAGCCGCCGGGUACAUUUCUCCUGGCAAAGAAAUCGACCCAGAGCCCGUCAGGGAGAUGACGAAGCAGUUGGUGGGGUACGAGACCGGUGGAUAUUGGUGGUUUUUGGCUUCUCCAGAGGCACCGGGUAUAAUCAAGGACCACAUUGACUCGUUCUACGAUAUCAUCUGGGCUAAAGAUGCCCUCCCGGCUUGGAAGACCUACUUUUGUCCGACGGGCGCUUUGAAGCGGUCGCUGAAGAGUGAUGUUAGGAUCGAGAGGGGGGAUUAUAUCACGGAAGAGGAAUACCGCCAGUCGCAAGAGGUAUUCCUGAAGAACGGAUACGAGGCGCCGUGUCUGUACUACAAGGCUAUGAUCUCCUGCUUGAAUUUGGAAGAUGCGAGAGCUAUACCUGAGGAGAAGCACGUCAUCCACAAGCCAGUCUUAUUCCUUGGAGCGGCGAGGGAUGCAGUGUGCCUUCCAGCAUUCUACGAACCGCCGAAGGAUCUUUGUCCCAAGGCCACAUCCAAAACCUUGGAUGCUGGUCAUUGGAUCCUGCUCGAGCAUGAGAAGGAGGUUAAUACGGAGCUGGAAGCCUGGCUCGGUAGCAUGGGCUUGUAA